AUGUCGGCCCUAGGACCAGAUCUCCCACCACACCUCCUAGCCAAGAGGAAAAGAAAGCAAGAAGCCACUACCGAAGACAAGCCAGCCACAGCUUCCGGCGCAAGGCCAUCAUCUGAUAAUAAUAACCAAGAUGGUGGCGAGAAGCGACGAAAGGUCAUAGGACCUGCUAUGCCCCCUGCACCACUGAAUGAGAUACCGGACGCACCACCACCGACGACCUUCAAUGAUGUCGAUGGCGAGGAAGAAGACGACGACGAUGAGUUCGGACCCGCACUCCCCUCCCCCAACGCCACCACAACCACAUCUUCACACCGCAAAGACCCAACCAAGAGUGAUGAUACCACUUCCUCCAACCCCCAAGAAUUCUCAAAGCAACCCCAACGCGAUGCCUGGAUGACCAUGCCACCCACCCAAGACGACCUAGCCGCCCGCAUGGACCCCUCCAAACCCCGCGCCCGAGGUUUCAAUACUGGAAAGGGAGCUAAAGGGCCUAAUAGUGCCAUGGGUACUGAGGAUGGUAGUUCGGCGUGGAACGAGACUCCGGAGCAGAAGCGGAAGAGGUUAAGGGAUGAGAUGAUGGGGGUGGUUGCCACUUCUACCUCGUCUGGCUCGGGCUCGGGCUCGCAAGCGAUACCGGCAGCUGAAAGGAGUAAGAGGGCAACGGACCUAGAUGAGGAGGCGAGGGAGCAUAUCGCAAAGUCAAGAGGCCCAUCCCUAAUGUCCCGUCACGAAGCGACCAAAGGCCCCUCCGCCGAGCUCGAAGACGAUCCCAGCAAACGUUCCUUCGACCGAGAAAAGGACAUGGGCGCCGGUAUGCGCAUCGAUGGGACGAAGCGCAAACAACUACUCAAUCAAGCCUCGGGCUUCUCGUCAAAGUUUGCGGGGGGGAAUUAUUUGUAG
This is a messenger RNA of Recurvomyces mirabilis, 900 nucleotides long. RefSeq lists its product as uncharacterized. Lineage: Eukaryota; Fungi; Ascomycota; Dothideomycetes; Mycosphaerellales; Teratosphaeriaceae. The record is from RefSeq and is a predicted model, not a curated record. Bases 1 to 900 code for a protein of 299 amino acids. The transcript is spliced from 2 exons.